GUUACGUAGUUCAAACCAUAAUUCUUCUUACACAGUGUUUGAAUCUUAAAACCUCUAAAGACUUAGUGAAAAAUGCUCCGAGUAGGAAAAUUAAUGUAAAUCAUAAACUCACGUCACCAUCUACUUUUAUUUUUGUACGUGCAGGUCUGUUAGAGGCAAGAGAGCAAGAAGGGGACAGAGGGCAGAGGUUUUUAAAAAAUUUACAUUUAACAGAUUUUAAUCACUACACACAAGGAAAUGUGCCUUGGUUUUAACAGCACCAACAAUAUUCCUGUCGUUUAGUCAUCAAACAGUAUAUCAACAAAUGUUAUUGAGAACUUUAUUCAUAAGGUGCUGAUUGUGCUGAAAACUGAAGCUUUAUAUAUAAGAAAAGGUCAUCUGUUUCGGUUCACAGGCUCUUUACUUUUUCUUACUCUGCAAAAUGUUACUUUGUUUUCAUUGCACAUGAUCUUUUGUUUCAGAAAUGGCAUUGUCCUUUACUGUGUCGAAUAUGUAUUACUCUUACACUUAAGGAUAAAUGAAUUUAUUAUUCAGUUUGCAUAAUAGGGUGAAUUUAAAAUAUUUUAAUUGUGGUAAAGGUUCACUUUAUUCAGUUCUGUUUCAGUUUACGAUGCGUUUUCUUUAUAGCCAACAAAAUAUUUUCUGAGUGAUAAGAUUUACAUGUCUCAAAACAUUGUUCUUAUUGUACAAAUACAGCAUAUGAAUUCCUUAUUUUUUUUUUUAUCUAUACCAACAACCUCUUCUGGAGAAAAAUCUUUAACUCUGAGGACCUUAUUUAUUUUGUGAGUUUUUGUUUCUUCGGUACCAUACUGGAAAGCACCAAAAAUUUAAAUCAAGCAUCACUUCUACUAGCUCUUUCCUCAGGAAAUAAUGCAAAAGGUGUCCCAAGGCUCCUGACCAGUGAACAAAGAUUUGAGAAAGACAGCCAAGCUCAUGUUUUCUCCUGAUCAAGAAAAUCAUCCAUCUAAAGCACCAGUAAAAUAUGGUGAACUCAUUGUCUUAGGAAGUGAAGCUGGACAAGGUUUCAUGCUGUUGCUACUUAGAAAAGAGCUUUGAACUACAGGAACGCAAUGUGGGACUAAAGAGCAAGAUCCAGAAGUGGGAUGAGUCAUGCAACUCAGAGGACAGUAGUGAAGGGGCAGUGAGGAAUCGACAGAGGGUCUGGGGGCAACACAAAGCCUAGAAUAGCUAAAAUAAUUAUUAGCUAAGGGGCUGUACUUUGGACUUACAGCAAGGCUAGCAACAUUACCAAGGGCUUUCUCCAAUACAAAGUAUUUUAUUUUUUAUAAAGGGUCAAUGUAGUUUCUAUAUAUGGCAGUCAUUGAGUAAACUCUCUUCUCAGCUUUAAAACAUUCUUCCUUGCCAGCCACAAUUACAGGCCAUUUUAUAAUCACUUCCUCCUCCAGCCUCAAAACUGUCCGUGUUCCCUGCUUCGUUUCCCCCUAGAUUGACCAACUACAUAUGGUAGAUCAUCAAACCCAAGAUUUGUCAGGGGGCGGGGGCAGGGGAGGUGGACGGUGAAUGAGGAAAGAUUAUUAUUAAGCUACUGCUCAUGCCUCAGUGAAGCAGUAAAGAAUGACAUAACCACAUGACAAACAUACUUAAAUUCAAAUUCUGGCUUUGCCAGUGUCACUUCAGAAUAUAAUUCUUCUGAGUCUGUUUCCUAAUGUACAAAAAUGGGGACAGUGAUUUCAAUCUGGUAGAAUUUUUGCAAGGGUAGAUUUAGUGAGGUGAUGUGUAUGGGAUAGCAUUCAAUAGUGCCUGGUACAUAGUAAACACCCAAAUAUUUUUAUUUUGUUUUUAACUUGUUUCCAUUGGUUUAGUACUUGCUUACCCUUUAGGAUGUAUGUGUGUGUGUGUGUGUGUGUAUGUGUACAUGUUAUGGAGAAAUGGUCGUAAGAUCUGAACAACAAAAGUAUGUUUACUACUUAGCAAACAUGUCUGUUGGACAGGUUCUGCUAACAUAAUGAGAGUGCAUUUGUACAUUCAGGUAGCUAAGACUUAACAAAUCUAAAAAUUCCUUACUUCAGAAGUUCAGCUAUUUAAAGUGUUUGGUUCACAAUUAAAGGAGAUUGUGUUUUAAACAAUACAUACUGUACUUUUUAAAGGUUGUAUUAGCACAUGCAAACAGUUCACCUUAAAAAAACAGAAUGAGUCAUAAGGAGUCAGACAUGCCAUUAAUCAGUUCUUAAUUAUCUUCCAUAAAAGAGGGAAGGAAAAAAAUAGAGAUAACUCGAAUCUGUGUAUAAUCCAACAGGUUCUCUGUGACUUGGAAUGAAGCCAGAGAGAGAAUCUCAUUUUGUUUCACACACUGGCACCUGGUAUAAUGGGUCUCUCCCAAAUGGCGAUAGAGGAAGGAGGAAAAGUAGGUUUGCUUUGUUUAAAAGACCUAAGGCAAAUGGGGUGAAGCCCAGCACUGUGCAUAUUGCUUGUACUCCUCAGGCUGCAAAGGCAAUAAGCAACAAAGACCAGCAUAGCAUAUCAUAUACUUUAUCUCGGGCCCAGACUGUGGUGGUUGAAUAUACUCAUGACAGCAACACCGAUAUGUUUCAGAUUGGCCGGUCGACUGAAAGCCCCAUUGAUUUUGUAGUAACUGACACAGUUCCUGGAAGUCAAAGUAAUUCUGAUACACAGUCAGUACAAAGCACUAUAUCAAGAUUUGCCUGCAGAAUCAUAUGUGAACGGAAUCCUCCCUUUACAGCACGGAUUUAUGCUGCAGGAUUUGACUCAUCAAAAAACAUCUUUCUUGGGGAGAAGGCUGCCAAAUGGAAGACAUCAGAUGGACAGAUGGAUGGCUUGACCACUAAUGGUGUUCUUGUGAUGCAUCCACGCAAUGGGUUCACAGAAGACUCCAAGCCUGGAAUAUGGAGAGAAAUAUCGGUGUGUGGAAAUGUAUUUAGCCUACGUGAAACCAGAUCAGCUCAGCAGAGAGGAAAAAUGGUGGAAAUUGAAACCAAUCAGUUACAAGAUGGCUCGUUAAUUGACCUCUGUGGUGCAACAUUGCUAUGGCGUACUGCAGAAGGCCUUUCCCACACUCCUACCGUGAAGCAUUUAGAAGCUUUAAGACAGGAAAUCAAUGCAGCACGACCUCAGUGCCCUGUAGGGUUCAACACACUAGCAUUUCCUAGUAUGAAGAGGAAAGAUGUUGUAGAUGAAAAACAACCAUGGGUAUAUCUAAACUGCGGCCAUGUACAUGGCUAUCAUAACUGGGGAAACAAAGAAGAACGUGAUGGAAAAGAUCGUGAAUGUCCUAUGUGUAGGUCUGUCGGUCCCUAUGUUCCUCUGUGGCUUGGAUGUGAAGCUGGAUUUUAUGUGGACGCCGGCCCUCCAACCCAUGCGUUUAGCCCGUGUGGGCAUGUGUGUUCAGAAAAGACAACUGCCUAUUGGUCCCAGAUCCCGCUUCCUCAUGGUACUCAUACUUUUCAUGCAGCCUGUCCCUUUUGUGCACAUCAGUUGGCUGGUGAACAAGGCUACAUCAGACUUAUUUUUCAAGGACCUCUAGACUAACAGACCAUUGUCCUGCAGGACUACAUUAUAAAUUUAUAAGCUAAGUGAGUUGGGUUUUCAAACCUGUUGUCCACGUCACAGUUUUUCUGCUCUGGUCAUUUGCAUUAAGAUGAAGAAUUUUUUAAAACAUUUAUAAUAAAUAGUAGCAAUUUCUGAGCAAAAAUCUGGGAAACUCAAGCAAAGGAAUUUCUGAAAGUAUCAGUCUUCUGAAUUCUGAGUUUUGAAAAUAUAUUUUGAGGAGAAAAAGACAUAGUCUAAUUUGAUGCCUUCCUUUUAGUGUUUUUGAAUCACCUAUCCUCAGUGCUGAAAUUGUUUUGUAUAACUGAGGGUACUGUUGGUUCAAACUAUGUUAGUUUACAGUUUGUUGCAAACAUUGUAAAAUACAGCGACAUGUAUAUUAACUUUUUUCUAUUUAUCUUUAUUAUAGAAAAUACCUUAGAAUGUUCUUGAUAGAGUAGCAUGGUAACGAUGGUGUCACACCCUUGGUGUGAAUGGUAGCUUAGUGAGCAACCUAGCUCAAGGAUUUGCAAAGUUAGGAAGAAGGACAAGAGAGCCUCUCUACCCACCCCAAUCUAAAUAUGGAAUUUGGUAAAUUAGAAUACUUUGUAAUUUGUAAGACCAAAUUCAUACUAAUUACCCGCGUGAAAGGUGUUUGUUUUUAACCACAUUGAAGAUAAUCAGGAAAGAUUUUUUCUUAACGUUUCUCUCGCGCGUAGUACUAUAACAAAAACUUAAUGCUAAGAAACAUUUUAUAUGCUCCUUUGGAUAUGCAGUUUAAUCUAGAUUAUCUAUUUUUCUCCCAUGAUAACUAAUCUGUUUUUAGUAUCAGCAGCAUUUGGCAAGUUUAUUUUUUGGAUAUAAACUGUGGUUCAUCUGUUCACUGUUUCUAGAAAAAAAUCAUUCCCAUAAGAAAAAGUAUAAAUUAGCAAGAAAGGAGAGUGACUUGAUUUGCUUUUGGAAAAAGAAAUGCUUAAUUAAUUAUUCUGUAUUUGGCCUUAUUCGGGCAUUAGGAAAUCUAGAGAUCUAAAGGGUUGAAUGGCAAUAGUGCCCCCGUUUUUAGCAGACCAGCCUUAACUCUGGGUUUGAAUCCUAAGGAGAUUGCCACAGUGAGACUUAAGCAAAUGUUUGGCUGGCAGAUGAGCACCAAUGACUGCAGCGUGGAGUGACACACUGCAUGGUCUGUUUAUUCUCUAAUUCCAAUAUGUUUUUUGCUUCCAGAAGCAAGAAAAGUUUCUUCUCUCCCCUCCUUCCCACCCUUUUUCAAAGGCACCACAAGUAUAGACAGUUGCACUACAUCAAAUCUUUUUUUGACACUUGUAGAAACCAGUACACUUUUAGAUUAGACAAUAUCUUCUUUUAAUAUUUUGAUUUGUUUUCCUUUAGUUUGAAAAGUUGUAUAAUACUUAAUUGACUGUAGCAAAGUUUUAUAUGUGGUAGCAUAGCUUUAAUUUAUCCUAUUACAAAACGUUCUGAAUUUUCUUUUGGUUUUUAAAAAACAAAACUUGUUGCUUAGAAGCCAUGAAUUAUUUUAUUUUACUUCAACUGUCGAAACUUCCUUGUUUUAAAAAAUGAUCAUUUGGGUUCACUCAGGAAAUGCAUGUCAGGAAACUUGUAUUAUAAGUUGAUUAGUUGUGAUGUAUCAGUAACUGCUGUUACCCGUUUUUCAAAGAAAUAUAAUUGAUUUUGAAGUUUUCUAGAUUGUCACAUGCUUUGUGACUAAUGCAAGUAAGCAAGUCCUGUGUUGUAUUUGUUCUAGUCAUUUCUAUUCAGGCUAUAUAUUGUAGCUUAAUUUUUAUUUGCAAUUAAUUUAUUUAAACUAAGUAAAUACUUUUCAAAAUACAUAA
Molecule: messenger RNA, 5351 nt
Organism: Gorilla gorilla gorilla (western lowland gorilla)
Lineage: Eukaryota; Metazoa; Chordata; Mammalia; Primates; Hominidae
Gene: PELI1
Product: pellino E3 ubiquitin protein ligase 1
Exons: 8
Coding region: 2275-3507 (410 amino acids)
Biological process (GO): protein K48-linked ubiquitination; regulation of Toll signaling pathway
Molecular function (GO): protein binding; ubiquitin protein ligase activity
Source: RefSeq, a predicted model, not a curated record